Molecule: messenger RNA, 1218 nt
Organism: Humulus lupulus (European hop)
Lineage: Eukaryota; Viridiplantae; Streptophyta; Magnoliopsida; Rosales; Cannabaceae
Product: NAC domain-containing protein 2-like
Exons: 3
Coding region: 323-1030 (235 amino acids)
Biological process (GO): regulation of DNA-templated transcription
Molecular function (GO): DNA binding
Source: RefSeq, a predicted model, not a curated record
CAAACACUUAAUUUUUUCUUAAUCACCUCUUUGGAAAGACCCCUCUCUCUAAGGAUAGACUCGAAGCUUUUUUGUCCAAAGAGAAACAAACAACACUUUCUCUAUAUUUCAUUCCGUUUCAAAUUAUUUACCUUUUCUUCUUCUUUACUACCCUUUUGAAAUAACCAACAAUGGAGGCUAAAACCGGUUCUGGGCUUCCUCCUGGUUUUAGAUUUCACCCAACAGAUGAGGAAUUAAUCGUUUAUUACCUCGAAAACCAAGCCACCUCAAGGCCAUGCCCUGUUUCAAUUAUCCCAGAAGUUGAUAUCUACAAAUUUGAUCCAUGGGAACUUCCUGCACAGACAAGGCAGAGUUUGGAGAAAAUGAAUGGUACUUUUUUAGCCCCCGAGAUCGGAAGUACCCAAAUGGUGUUAGGCCCAACAGAGCAACUAUAUCAGGUUAUUGGAAAGCCACAGGUACGGACAAGGCCAUCUAUAGUGGAUCCAAGUAUGUUGGAGUGAAGAAAGCUCUUGUUUUCUACAAGGGCAAGCCACCCAAGGGUAUUAAAACGGAUUGGAUUAUGCAUGAGUAUCGCUUAACUGAUUCACGUAGACAAAUCACCAAACACGUUGGAUCCAUGAGACUAGAUGAUUGGGUCUUAUGCAGGAUAUACAAGAAGAGAAAUGUGAACAAAGCUCUAGAGCCAAAGGUGGAAGAUUUAAGUCCCCAUAUAGACAUAACAACAGUUGCCAAUGAGGCUACUAACGAGGAUCAUGAAAAACUGAAAUUUCCAAGGACUUAUUCCCUGGCACAACUAUUGGAUUUGGACUACUUGGGCCCAAUUUCUCAACUUUUGAGUGACAAUCCAUACAACUCAGCCCAUGAUUUUCUUCUCAACAACACCUUAACCAACUCAGGAACUGGUUUUGUUCAAAAAUUCGAGUUUGGUGAUGAAAUGCCAUACCAAAACGUUGACCCAGGGAGGUUCCAAGUGGCUCAGACCAGCACAUCCUUUACCCCAGGAUAUGAUAUGUAUUGUUUGGACCGUUAAAACAAGUUGAAAAAAGGAAGAAAAAUACUUCAAUUGGGUUUAGUUAGACUUGGACAUUAAGUAGACGAUACUUGUCUAAGAAAAUUGUACAUUUGUUAAACGUUAUUUCUCCUUCUAUUAAAGACAUUUUGUAAAAUGAAAUUAUUAAGACAUAUUUCAAAUUUCAAUUCACAAACAACAUUCUAUUA